Messenger RNA from Polypterus senegalus (gray bichir), 755 nucleotides. Its product is annotated as methyltransferase-like 26 B. The transcript has 7 exons. The coding region runs from base 52 to 669 and encodes 205 amino acids. NCBI's taxonomy places the organism in Eukaryota, Metazoa, Chordata, Cladistia, Polypteriformes, Polypteridae. The record is from RefSeq and is a predicted model, not a curated record.
CAUUUUUGGAAAGUGCAGGCUCAGGUCGCUGUGACGAGUCCACAUUUCAACAUGUUGCUGUCACCUGCUGCUGAGAGAAACAAAGACGACCUCCUACAGGUGCUCAAAGACUUACUGGACACGGACAGAGAGCUCUUUGGCCUGGAGCUGGGCUCAGGCACCGGUCAACACGUCAUUCAUUUUGCUCAGGAGCUUCCAUUUGUGACCUGGCAGCCAUCGGAAAUCAGCAGCUCAGCUCAUGAGAGUAUUUGCUCCUACAUUACGGCCACCAAACUGACUAACGUGCUGCAGCCUGUCUACCUGAACAUUGAGGACCACUGGGAAAACUGGGCUGGGUCGCCCAAGUCCUCUUGUGACGUGGUGCUGUGCAUCAACCUGUUGCAUUUCUGCCCCUUCAGAACCAUUCAGAAUAUCUUUAAGGGGGCUGGUGAACUUCUGAAAAUUGGCGGCUUGCUGCUCACGUAUGGGCCCUUUGCUGUCAAUGGUAUUAUCUACCCACAAGACAAUAUUCAGUUGAAUGCCAGCCUGCAAGAAAGGAAUCCCGAGUGGGGCCUCCCUGAUGCUGACGUCCUGAGGCAGCUGGGCUAUGAGAACGCAAUGCGCUUGGAGAGGAUGAUCGAAAUGCCAGAAAACAACAAAUGUUUAAUCUUCCAUAAAAUUGAGAUGUGAAAUCCUGCCUCAGUUACCCUUCAGUUGUGUGUGGUAUCAAACAUGUACUGCCUGCAUACUCUUGCCACAUGAGGCCGGGCAUUGUC